AUGUGCUUGAUCCGGCUUGUCACAUAUCUGCCUCCAAAUUUGUUCGUAAUUGUGAGGCAGUCGCUUUUUGAUGCGGCUUCAAAGGGGAAAGACCUGGUGACCUUCGACCAAGCUGCAAGCUUGGAGGGGGUGGAUGCGGUCCUGGAAGAGGGAGCCGCCAACCUGGAGGAGCUGAAGGUGAUUUGGGGCGACCCCGAUGAGCCCGUAGAUUUUGAGGGCUUCUGCGGCUGGUACAACGACGUGCUAAAGCUAUAUGAUGCCUUUCUUUGGCAAGAUGCAGUGGCACCUCCUAUGGAUGUUUUCGACGAUGAUGAAGAGACGGGUCUUGAGGACACGCGGAAUCUGGACGAUGAGCAGCUGCUCGAGGAUGCUCCUGCUGUCGGAGUGAAAGUGCAAGAAUUGAGCACGAGAGCUCUGAAGCCAAAACAGAAGAUGAAGUACGGCACUCUUACCGACAAAGUGCCGGAGUACCAGAAGCCUCCAUGGAAGCUUGCCGAAGAGAUCAUUACAGGAAAGACAGACGAUGAUUUGGAAGACUACAGUGUCGAGGAUGAAGAGGAUACACGCAGCACAGAAGGCCUGGCGGCUCCGUCUGCCGGCGGAGGAAGACAAAACGUUGAAAUCACCCAGCUGUUUCGACAGGCCUGUGACGAAAACAACCUCCUGUCCUUCGAGGCGCUUAUGGAGAUCUCUGAGUUCGAGGAUAUGCUUGAGCAGGAGGACCUUUCGGAGGAGGAGUUGGAAGAGAUGUGGGACGAGCUGCCCAAGAAGAAUGGCGACUUCAUAGACGUGCUGGCCUUUAGGGACUUGCUGGCCAAGGUUGACGAACUCUUCGAGUAUGUGGAAGAGGAUGAAGAAGAAGAUCCCGACAAGCAGGCUUUGAUGCAGGUCGAGGGUGGAGGCGGCAUCUCCAAAGCCAAGAAACGCGGUCUGCAAACAGUCAAGCAGGAUCUGCUGGAUGCUAUUGCCAGACUGGAGGCACAGCAUGACAAGCCUGCGGGUUUGGGCUCCACGGAAGAAAGCGAUGGUGAAAUCGUGAAGCUUGCUGGUGAAUUGGAAGAUGUGUGGCGCGAUAAGGUAGGCGACCUGAACAAGUUCGACGGAAGCAAGUUUGAAGGAACAUGGGAGCUCAUCUACUCCACAUCUGUGAAGUUCCGAAGAUGGGAAUCAGUGCUGAAUGGCUGCAGGGACAUCAAGAACGGCCAGUUUGAGGCCCUUGUUCAGAAGUUCAGCGCUGGUGAGGACUCACAGUAUGAGAGCUUCAACGAGUACGACAUGGAAGAAGUGUUCAAGGCUCCGAGCGAGGACGGUGACGAGGAUCUUGAGCUUUGCAUGCGGGGGCAGGGCUCUUGGAGACUGGGCAUUCAGCAGAAUGUCGUCACCGGUGACGAGGACCUGGUUCUCAAGCUCGAGAUCACAAACGUUGAAUACGACACACCGGAAGACAGCGUGGAGUACUGCGGCGAGAAAACCUUGAUGAGUCCGAUGUGCAGGACUUUCAGCUAUGGGUUCCUCAGCUAUAUGGACGAUGAGUACCGAGUAAUGAGGACGAGCCUGACGGGGAAGUCAGUCUACAUCUUCCAGAGAAUCAAAGACGAGCCUCAGCUGGUGCAGCUUGAUCAGGCUUUGCGACCAGGGGGGCGACUUUUGGUCCAUGACUUCAUGGUGAACGACAGCCUGGAUGGUCCUGCGCUGGGAGCACUCUGGGGGCUUCAGCAUGUGACCGUCAACGCGCAGGGUCUUGGACUAUGCCCAGCAGAGGUUAUCCAACGCAUGGGCCAAGCGGGCUUCGAGGAGAGCAAGUGCCAGACCCACGAGAUGAUCCACGGCAUGACCAAGCUCAUUGUCGCGCACAAGGCGUAG
Molecule: messenger RNA, 1863 nt
Organism: Symbiodinium natans
Lineage: Eukaryota; Dinophyceae; Suessiales; Symbiodiniaceae
Source: the annotation of a GenBank genome assembly